UGGAAGUCCAGCAACACCAGUACCGGGAGGCGCCAUUUUGUACGGCAUCCCCGCCGUUGACAACGUUGCGCCCUCACCUGGGAAACGGAGAACUCAAUCAAAUAUGGCGAAGCUGAGCGAGCAUGGAAUUCGGCUCAGUGCGAUGAGCCCUACCUACCUACAUACGAACUCGACCAGUCAUACCUGGCCUUUUAGCGCAAUCGCCGAACUGAUAGAUAAUGCCUGCGAUCCAGGAGUCUGUGCCAAACAAAUGUGGAUUGAUGUGACUAAGAUUAAAAAUGAGCUGUGUCUGACCUUCAUGGAUAAUGGAAAUGGAAUGACUCCAAUUAAACUACACAAAAUGCUAAGUUUUGGCUUCACGAACAAAACAGGAAAUAAAAACCACUUGCCAAUUGGUGUUUAUGGAAAUGGAUUUAAAUCCGGCUCAAUGAGGCUGGGAAAAGAUGCUCUUGUCUUCACCAAGAAUGGCGGAGCUUUAAGUGUAGGCCUCCUAUCGCAGACAUACCUGGAACAGAUUAACGCCCAAGCAGUCAUCGUACCCAUUGUGCCUUUCAACCAGCAGAAUAAUAUCCUCAUAGUUACUGAAGACUCAGUGCCAAGUCUGGAGGCCAUCUUGAAGUAUUCUAUCUUCAAUUCAGAGAAAGAAUUGCUUGCAGAAUUUGAUGCAAUCGUCAGUAAAAAAGGAACUCGGAUUAUUAUUUGGAAUAUCAGAAGAAACAAGGAUGGGAAACCAGAACUGGAUUUUGAAACGGACCCAUUAGACAUCCAAAUCCCAGAUAUCAACAGUGAAGAUGGUGUAGGAAAAAAGAAGACUUACAGACGACCAGAGAGGCAGGAUCAGCACAUUCCCGAAAGUGACUACUCACUAAGGGCAUAUUGUAGCAUUUUGUACCUGAAGCCUCGCAUCCAGAUCAUCCUGUGUAAGAAGAAAGUCAAAGCACAGCUUAUCACAAAGAGCCUGGCUCACAUUGAAUAUGACGUUUACAAACCUAAUUUUAAUAAUAAACGUGUUAAAAUAACUUUUGGUUUUAACUGUAAAAACAAAGAGCAGUAUGGAAUAAUGAUGUACAACAAAAAUCGACUUAUUAAAUCCUAUGAGAAGGUUGGAUGCCAGAUAAAGUCAACCAGCAGAGGAUGUGGAGUUGGUGUAAUUGGAAUUAUUGAGUGCAAUUUUCUCAAGCCAGCACAUAAUAAACAAGAUUUUGAAUACACUAAAGAAUACAGGUUGACAAUGCAAGCAUUGGGGCAGAAGCUGAAUGAUUACUGGAAGGAAAAGAAAACUAAGAAAAACCAGGAGGAAGCAGACAGUACAGACUUGGUAGAAGAACGAACUGUCCCCGAUCAAGCUUGGGUUCAAUGUGAGACAUGCAUGAAAUGGCGGAAGUUACCACCAGAAAUUGACCCAGAGUCACUACCAGAAAACUGGUACUGUAACAUGAAUCCUGACCCCAAGUUCAGGAGCUGCUCUAUUCCUGAGGAACCGGAGCAAAGUGAUGAUGAAAUGACACCCAGUUAUGAGAAAGCAUCUAAAAAACACGAUCAAUGUCUGGAGAGAAAGAGACAGAGAUCUUUGGAACAGGAGAAACUCAUGAUACAAUGUGGUCCAAUCCCCAGCAGUCACAGAACGUUAGCAACACUAGAGAGGUGUGCUGCCCCUUUCCUCCCGUUUGGAGUUUUCAGUCCAGUUUUCGCUCAAGAUGCUUUGCCACUUAAAAGUGCCUCAGUUAAAGGCUGUUAUUCGUCACAGCAGCAACAUUACCAGUUGGCAUCAACAACACAGAAAAAAGAUAAUUCUGAAGCAAGAGAAAGUGAUGAGGAGAGAGCGGAAGAGGAAGAAGUUGGCUGCAGAACAAGAUCAUGUUCCGCUAGUCUCAGCACAGCAUCAGGAUGUUCAGACAAUAUGAAUGAAGAACAUGUUGUAUCGUCAAGCCAAGGACUGAACAGUAACAAGCGAAAACAGAGUCCAAGAAAUAAAAGUUGGAAUAAAAAGCGCUUUAAAGGAAGAGCAGAAAUAUUAGCCAAUACAAGUCUUCUUGAUGCAGCCCAGUCAAUGGAAUAUGACACAGUGAAUUCUAUCAGGGAAAGUAAAAGCAACAGCAGCGAUGACGACCUCAUUAUCAUAGAUGAUGGAGCUAAUGAAGGAUCCAGAAGCAGUAUUACUCAUCACAGCCCCAAGCAGGAAAAAAUAGAAACAGUGGACUUCCUGAAUCUCAAUUGUGCCAAUAACGUAAUUGAAGAGAAUAGUUCAAACGAUACUGGCCCUAUUCAUCAUGCUACUGCAGAAAAGUUACUUAUUUCAGAAGGAACACAGACCAAUAAACUUGCUGUUAUAAAGAAAAUUGAAAUAGGCUCCAAUGAAACCAGGGAGCCCACGGACUCCCAUUCUAACCUGAGAUCUCAAGAAGAUGUUUUAACACGCAAAGCUAAUGAAAUUGAUCCAAGUACAAGAAAUAAUUAUACGGCAGCCACCGUUCACUUCCUGGAGAAACAAUUGGAUCAAGCAAGGAACUUGCUGGAUGAAAGAACCACAGAAAGAGAUUGUUUUAGAAAGGACAGCGAGGAACAGGCCAUCACAAUAGAGCAAAUAACAAAACAGCUGAUGGAGUACCAAGAAAAUGAAAGACAACAAGUCCAAGCUACACUGAGAGCAAGUCUAAUGGAAAAUAUAAAUAUUGUUGGACCUGAAGGCUGGAGCCUUGAGGAAAUUAAGGCAUAUUAUAAAAAAAUAGUGCAUGAACGUGAUGACUUGGCCCAGCAGUUAGAAGAUGCAGUAAAGAAGGUGGAAAACUGUUCAUCAGAAAAUAAACAGUUGAAAGAACAACUUGGAAAAGUAGAACAAGAAAGAGACCAAUUCAAAUUGGAGUAUGAAAAAAUGAAACAGGAUUUGAAAGCCAGCACAAACAGAGGGGAUGAUUUUUAUUGGACCAAAAAAUCUGCUGCUGCGUACAGAUACUCGGAGCUGGAGCUAAUGCGAUCAGAGGUUGAAAAAUUAAAGGGACAGAAGGUAGAACUGGAGGAGAAAUUGGAAGAGGCUCUGAGGUGUAAUGCAUUAUGCAAAGAAGCAUGGGAUCCUUCCACUAGCCAGGAAGUUGCCCAAGCCAACAGUGUACUGACAAAGCUGAAGUCAUUGCGGGUAAAAGUCGGACACCUCUUGGGUUCAGUUCUGCCGCAUUUGGACUUAAAGGACAUCAGUUACGAAACAGAUAUAAUCGAUGAAAUUCUAGAAAAGGUGAUAGAAGCCAAUAAACUCUGAGCCAAAUCUUUCAUCUUAUAACAUGCUUUGGAAAAGACAACCAACCUUUGUUCAUUGUAGCAACUCGUGUAUUUUAAAAAGAGCAUAUCUCCGAAUAAGAGAAUGAGAGUUAGUGAUGUACAGGAAGCAUUUGCACACCUCAUAACUUCUACUGCUGAAAGCACCAAAACUUGUUUUGAUAAGCAAGCAUCUGGUCAAAUGUGUACACUUGUAAUGAAAUUUAUUAGAUCUGCUGAAAAAUUACACAAACGGCUCCUCUCUUUCUUUUUAGCCUCUUUUUAUUUGUAAGUAUUCUAACACAAAGGCAGUAAUGUAUAUUUCUGAUUAGAUAAGCUUAAUCUAUUGAUAUUGGAAGUGUGAAACCAAGGAUACAGCACAGCCUUAAGCUAACUUAAUGCAUUAUACUUGCAGAAUCAAUUGUCUGAUGCAUUCAGAAUGUCACAAUGACAGAUUUUUAAAAUUAAUGAUGGAAUCAUUGGCAAUGUCAGCACUUAUUGCUCAUCCAUACAUACUCUUGAGAAGGUGGCGGUGAGACACCUUUUUAAACCAUUGUGUGAUGGUGCUCCAAGAAUGCUGUUAGAUAGUUCCAGGAUAUUGACCCUUAGGAAUUAAAAAUAUAUUUACAAGUAGUUAUAUCCCUAUGUAUCUGCUGCCCUUAUCAUUUUCCCUGGCAGAGAUCACAUAAUUAGAAGGUGCUGACGAUGAAGAAGUGACUAGGUGUCGCGGUAAAACUUACAGAUGGUACACUGCAGCCAUGUUGCACUAGUGAUGAAGGUAAUGAAUGUUGAAGACAGUUGAGGGACUUUCAGUCAAUCAGGUUGGUGUGGUUUGAGUGUUAUUGGAGUCACAUUCAUCCUGAAAAGUGGAAGGUAUUUGAUCACACCUGUAACAUGUUGAUGCUAGAUGGGCUUUGGGGAGUUAGAAAUUAGGCGAGUCAUUCACCACAGGUUUUCCAAUCUCUGAAAUCAUCUUGUAGCCUCAAUAUUUAUAAGCUGACCCAAGUAAGUUUCAGGAUGGUGAUCCCUUCUCCCAGGAUGUUGAUUAUGUGGGAUUCAGCGAUAGUGAAGCUGCUGGAUAUUUAGGGAGAUAUUUCUGUUCUCUCCAGUAGCUAGUCAUUGGCUGAGACUUGUGUGACAGUGUUACUUGCCAUUUAUCCUCCCAAGUCUGAAUGUUUUCUAAAACUAUUGAGAAUAACAAAUUAAGAAGGUAAGAAAGUACAAUUUUAGUUUUUCUGACCGUGCUGUAUUAUUUAAUCUCUAAUCAUCAGAGAAGAAAAUCGACAAAGACUUCUUUUAUCAAUCUUUUAGUAGCAAGUAGAUCAGGGGAAUACCUGAUUUGUGCUAUUGCAGUGGAGUUGUACAGACUUUACAAAUGUAUGUAAGUCUGUGUCAGAUUCUCCAAAGGGUUAGUGAAAGAGAAACAGAAUAGUAAGGUUCAAUCCUCCAAAUGUUGCCCACUUCUAUCUCUGACUGCGAUUUAUCCAUUUUGCCAAGACUAAUAACAUGAAAUUCAUCUUAACCGUGACAAAUAGGUCAAUAUCCUCUUUGUGGCUGAGACUUUUGACUUGAAUGAUGAAAAAUUUGGUGGUUGAACUACUUGGAAUUACCUGGUAGUACUUAAGACAUGUUAGUUGAUGCAAGUCAACUUUAUAAAGUGAGGAAAAAUAGAUUUGUAACGUUACUUGAACUCAAAAUAAUCAUUCAGGUUCCUGGCAAUGAUUAGUGAUCAAUAGUGAGAAUAAAUACCCUGGAGGUUUCUACCAUAUUCAUUGCAACUUUGACAGAGAACUGUCUAAGUAAGACAUUAAUUUCCAUUAUGUCAUUCAACCUGCCAAAAUCAAGCGUAACUUACCUCCUAGGGUGGUUUGGUCUCUUAUAUCAGCAUGUUCAAUUUUAUUUUGAUUAUUAUGAAACUAAAUUAAUUUCUGACCUGCAAAAAUAUGAUUGUCAACCUAAUGAACAUACUCAAAUGCUUUGGUUUUAAUGGGACAUGGUGUGUGACAUUGGCCCUGGAAUUCUAGUGAUGAAAGUGUGGCAGAGUAAAACCCUUUGCCAUCAAUGAAAUCAGUGAAAUACAAUAGACUCUUUCACAAAAUAUGGAUAUGGCAAUAUUAGUAUCCUCAAGAUCGGCUAUUAACCCUGUAAGGGCACAUAAGUGGCAACCAACUGAGAUCAGGAAAGAUAGAGUCAGGAUCCUAGAAUCAGUUCUUUGAUAUAUGUCCUUUAUUGCCUAAAAAAUGUCAUCUUUGCUAUUUAGCUCUAGCUAUCUGCUGAUUGAAACAAAACUGAAAUACAAAUUUGCAUUAUUUUUGGAAAAUUCAAAUGCAGUUACUUGGUAAUAACUGGUUCUGACUGUUAAAUUAUUCUACCUGAAAAGUCUAGUUUUGGAAAGCAUACGUUGUUGCUUAACCUUUGGGAUUUACAGUCUAAUAAAUAAGACUAAACGGACCGGAGGUUCUACUUUGACCACUUUGAAAGUUUUAAAUUAAUACAUUGAAGGUAGCUUUAGUCCAUUUCCUUAUGGGUUCAGGCUCACUUGCAAAGGUAUUCAUAGUUUGACUCAAAAAUGUCAUUUCUUUUUGAAGCAAUAAGGAUGGCUGCUCAGGGAAAUUGACACCUUUUACUGAUACAGUGGUUGUUAACCCUACAUUUGUAUGGCACCUAUUGAUUUCUAAUAGAGGUUGAAAUAUUCAGCAAUUAUAUAAGACCUUGCGGUAGAAAAUUACAAGGAGAGCUUUAAUCUGCAUACACACAUGCUAAAUUUAACCUGUUGUAAUUUAAUGACAACACCAGACAUAAAAACAGGCUUUCACAGCAUUAUUGAUAUAUCAUCUCUCACCAAACUGUUGUAAAAGCUAUCCCUUAUUAUUAAAUAUUGCAUCCUUAGACUGUGAUGAGUGAGUAUGGGGAUAAGAUUGAUGGAUGGUAGCAGCCUGUCAAAUAUUUGUGAAAUUUCUUGAUUUUUUACAAUGCUAAGAAAAUAAUCUGGACUGAUGUUGUAUUUGGUAAAAGGAAGUGGUAUGUAUAAAGUUACUAUUCUAUAUGCAUUGGUUUCGGGCAGUGUCCAUUCAGUUGGAUCUAAAGAACAAAACUGCUCUUCUGUCAAGUUAUUAAGAGAAAGAAUGAACUCAGUUCUGAUUGAUCAAGUUCUCCACACGUCCACCAGAGGUUUACAACUAAUUUAAUCAUUUUAUAUAGUUUACUAUUAUUAAUCUGAGCAGCCAGUUUGUGCACAGUGAAGUUCUAAAGAUUGUAAAUGAGAUAAUGACCAGUUCAUCUUUGCUUGGCUGUGUUUUGUUAUGUUAACUGAGGGAUAAACAUGAGGCAAGCAGAACUGAAUGCUCCUACCUGAAUAAUUUUGUGGAAUCUUUCAUGUUCCUCUGAACAUGAUGGCGUUCUUAAUUUAGUGUAUGAUCGAAAGUAUGGCACUACUUCAGUUCUCAAUCCAUCUAGAUUAUGUACCUGGAGUCCAUAAUGUUUCAACACAGAAUCUAUGAAUAGGGUUGGUACCGCCAUCACUAUUCUAUUAACAUCCCAGAGAUUAUGAAUUCAAAUAACACCUCAUCAGGCUGUGAAAUGGAUUUCAGUAAAAUAAAUGACCAUAAAAGUUUUUUGUUCAAUUUUAAAACUUGAGUUCAUUCACCAAUAUGUUUCAGAGAAAGGAACAUUACACCUAGAUCAUGCCAAACAAAUCUCCUCUGAUGAAAUAACUCUAGUCCUACACUACAUACUGUAUUUUUAAAAUCGACCCAUCCCCAUAGUACUCGGACCCCUUACGCUACUCUUCCAAAUUCACAAAGUCCCUCAUGCUUCCUUUGUCAAUUUUGUGCCUCCUUAAGCUCCCACCCUUUUCAUCUUCACCAACCAUACCAACUCACUUCAUAUCUUUGCACAAGCACCCAUGCACACAAGAGAAAAUAUAAGGUUCUAUUUCCUAAUGUUCUAUAUUAUGGACUACAGUCUAUUAAUAAAAGCACUGUCAUUGAUGAAAGCAAACUUUGACAAGUUUUUGACAGUUCUUUUCAAAUUGGAUAGUUCCUUUUAUACACAAUUUUCUCCACAGUUUUAAUACUUCCAAAGAAAUUUAGUUAUGCUCCAUGUGACUUGGGAUUCUAGCUCCUCGAAAUGAAAAUGUUCCAGCUCCCAGUACUAAAAUGCCUCACUUUAAUAUGAAAUAAAUCAUAACUAAAACUCCCAGGAUGAUUCAGUUCAAUGCAGAUUGAUCCUAAUUUAUGACAGUAGUAUUAUUGUGACUUUACACAUGUAGAAUCAUAGAAUCCCUAGAUGUGGAAACAGGCCCUUCGGCCCAGCAAGUCCACACCAAACCUCAGCCAAUGCAGACUCAUUCCCGUAUAACCCACCUAAUCUAGGGAAAUUUAGCAUGGCCAAUUCAUCUAACCUGCACAUCUUUGGACUGUGGGAGGAAAACGGAGCACCCGGAGGAAAUCCACCCAGAUGUGGGGAGAAUGUGCAAACUCCACACAAACGAUUGCCCGAGGCUGGAAAUGUACCUUGCCUAUUUCCCAGUUAUUUUAUUAUGAUAUAAUUAAGCCUAAUUUGUAGUUCAAAAUGUUGCUUCACGUUAUAAAUUAGAAUUUUAUUUCAUUUUUUGGAACAUUAAAUAGACAGGAUUUGUGUUGCGAUCCCAGUUAGAACCACAUAAAGCUAGUAAAAUUUGAGUAAUAAGUCAUAGAAUAAGAUAUACACUAAUGCUAGUAUGUUCUUAAACUGUAGCCUAAAAUAAUUUUCUGCCUUUUUCCAAUCAAUUUUGCUCUGAAUUGUAACAAGAAAACUAAAAUAAAUUAAUACAGUUUUGAUUUUGUUAGCAAAGGUAGUUUGUAUUUUGUUUAACUAGUUUUCAUGAAAGAAAGUAUCCUAUUUGUUCUUUGUUAGAUAAGAAAUGAAAUUGAAUUGGUAGGUGUGGAUUUUCAUAUUUCUUUUCAAUACAAUUAUUGCCAGUCUUUUCUAUAAACAGUAGUAUAUCCUGUACUAAUUAACGUAUAAAAACCCUAACAAAAGUAUUAGCUGGAAUUAGUGUAUCUUGACGAAUGAGAUAAAUGAAACUGAUUUGUAGAAGCAUCAAAGUUCAGCUAUUGGCCUGUUUUCCAAAAGUGUGUUCAUUGGAGGCUGGUAAAAAGAAAUACCUUCAUAAGGGUUAGAGACAAUAAGGACUGCGGACACUGCAAGCUAGAUCUGUAGGUUUGUGGCUAGAAAAACACGGCAGGUCUGACAGCAUCAGAGGAGCAGGAAAGUCAAUGUUUCGGGCCGAAACCUUUCCCAAAAUGUUGACUUUCCUGCUACUCUGAUGCUAUUUGACCUGCUGUGCUUUUGCAGCCUCACGCCUGUAGACUAUUGUUCAUAAGGAAUAUUUUCCAAGGAAAGGACACGCAAUCUAUCUAGGAUCGUUCCAGAAGUUUUCCUAUUUUUGUUUUCUUUCUUUGUUAACGGAAUGAUGACGUAGCUGGCUAGCAUUUAUUAUGCAUCCCUAAUUGUCCAGAGGACAGUUCAGAGUCAACCACGUUAUUGUGUAGAGUCACAUGUAGGCCAGACCAGAUAAGGAUGGCAGCUUCCUUCCCUAAAGGACAUUAGUCUACUUCUUUAUUGAAAGUUUCAGUUACACCUUAGGAGUACUCUGAACAAACGAAAUGGGAACUUUCUCAGUAUCCCCCUAGCUCCUGGAUUAGAAGGCCCCUGAAAACUGUUUGCAAGUAAGUCAGUGAAACUCAAUCUGAUUGCUAAUGUUAAAAGAGAAGCAUUGCAGUGUUUGAGACUGAAAGGACAUGAAGGUGGAUCUACCUUCACUGCUCCAGGUCUUGUGAAAGGAGACAGAAUUGAGCAAGUAGGGCUACUACUGUAUUUUUCUUCCAAAAUGAUUUUCCCACGAUCAAUAUCUUCUAAAUUUAGUUCUUUAACAAGGUCAGUUCACAAUAAGUAACAAAUCAAUUAAUACCAGUGGCAACUAGUGUAAUCACAUUGCAAGUUCUUCAUUAUUAAAAGGCAAGACAAACUGUAAUGGCUACUGAUGAGUAAAAGCAUAUCUGAAAACCUUUGAGAUCUUGUUCAUUUUGAAACCAGCUUUAUAUGUAUUUUGGUGAACAACACUGGACUGAGCGUCAUCUCCAAUCUUCCUCAUUAAUAAGUCUUUCAGAAUUAAUUCCACUGAAAUUGUAGACUGGGAUUAGCAUCUAAAGCAGGGUUGUAGCAAUCAGUUUAACCUCCAAAUCAAUUUUAUUUUGGCUUUGGAAUCUUGUCCGGCAAUCCAAUUUCAUAUCACCUACAACAGAUUUGAACUCAUGUUUCAAAAGCAGGAAUCUGAUGUGGCAAAUAGAAAAAAAUCGUAGUAGACAGUGACUUCCCAAUAUUGGAGGAGGAGAAAGAGCUUUACUAUACAGCUGUUGUGCUGUCGUGUCCAAGAGUAUGAGACAAAACAAUGAAUGGAUAUCUGAAAUAGAAAGGGUUCUGUUUCUCUGUACUAACACACUUCAUUUUGAAAAUGAAAAUGUGGAACUUAGAGUAGAGAAUUGGAAAACAGUAUGUCAACUUGUUUUGUUUUAAUUGUAUAGCUGGUCGUGAAACAGAAAUAAGCUGUUUGUGGCAUUAAACUUACCACUGUUUCGUAUUUAUUAAUUGAUUAUUAACUUUUUGCAACCUUUUCCAAACCAAAUUCUCUUUUCUUAACUGAUAAUUUAUGAUUUCUGUUUGUUUUGAUACAUUGUAUCAUCAGAAGUUAUACUGGUUUCAAAUAUCUUGGAUUUUUAAUUUUUAUUUUAAGUUCUGAGUUAACUAUUUUUGGUCACCUCUACACUUAGUGUUGCAAUGUGUUUGUUUUGGGGGAGAAAUGGUUAUUCCAAAAGUAGAAAAAUAUGUAAGCUGUCAUCUAAAUUUUAUUCACUGAAUUUUAGAUCAUUGUUUAGUCAUCUCAUUUAAGAAUAAAAUAUAUAUUUAAAAGUUAUGCAGUAGCAUCAGGAACAAGAUGUUCAGUACGUAUAGAAUAAAUGUUAUACAAGGAACCUACUUCCUAUACUGGAUAUGAAUAUUACUUCCACCAUGCACUAUGCCACUUCCAUCAUCUCAACCCUAAAUCAUUAUACCCUCAUGGGUUCUACCAUGCCUCGAGUCUGUGUAUUAGUUUUUUUUUGCAUUGCAUUAUCUUUAUCCAAUCUAAGUAAUACUGUAAGCACUUCAUUUACAUUCUUACAUUACAGAUUACAGUUCUCCUAUUCCUCUUUUCAAAGAGUCUCAAUAGUAUAUAGUUGUCAGAGUUACACCAUUCUCUACAUAAUCAUUAUAACCAGGUUAGUUCCCCAGUAUUCUAAAAAUAUCUUCAUAUUCUGUUUUAAAUGUUAAGUUUCUUUUUGUUCUGAAUCUGUUUUAUAGGUAUUUCUGCCAUCAGCAGAGGUAUAAAAGGUUAGAAGUUCUACUUAUUUUAUUUAAGAGGCAAAACUCUUUCCUAUCUACCUCAGCCAAUGAGAAGCUGCAAAGCUUUUAGUGAUCCUUGAUGCCAAUGACAAUAUUAAAGAGAUCUGUUUGUUUAGAUAGUGGAAGAAGGGGAGUUGGAGAGUUUGUAUUUUAGAUCUAAAUAAUAGAGUCUACCCUCUCAGCCCACCAAAGAACUGACAAAACUUAAGUUAAUGAGUUGAGGGAGCAAUUAAGUUUCUGAACUAGUAGCAUUGAGGCCCAGGCUAAUAGUUCAGAGAACGUAUGUUCAAAGCCUUCUGUGACAGUUUGAGAAUUUUAAUUGAGUUUAGAAACAAUUAAUUCAUGAAAUUGUCAUCAGCAUCUUUAAAAGAGGGAAGCUUAAUGUGGUUAACCAGUCCAUCAUACUUGUGAUUAUAACCCCACAUCAAUGUGAUUGAUUUUUUGCCACAUUCUGAAUGCAGAAUUUUAAAGAGAAAGGCAGCCUAUGACUGUCUGCCUAAUCAAUAAUGUUCACAUCUAAGGAAAUAAAUUUUAAAAAGUAGAUGGGUUAUGUAAAAUUUAAAGACUGCUGGCUGCCAAUUGCUCCUGUAAUGUUGUUGACCUAUAGUUUGUUAAAUCCAAAAAGAUCAUCUUACUCCCAAAAGCAGCCAGCCAAGGACGCUACUUCAAAGCAGCAAAGCAUGGACCUAAUGAUCAAUAGCAAAAUGUUGUUAAUCGACCAUAACAUUUAAAAAUUAAAAAAAUCAAGACACUGCAAUCUAAUGUAUUAUGUGCCAUAGACUAGUAGAUAUCCAAACCUCAACGUAGGGAAAUGUUGGUUUUCUAAGUUUCUCUUUCCAUAAACUGUUAUAGAUUUCAAGCAUGAGAUGCCAAGAAAAUUAAUUAAAGGGUUUAUCUGCAAUAUUUUUAAGGAUCAUCAAUAUACUGAGACAAUUCUGUAGCAAAAAUGUUAAGAUAUUGAUAUUUUUCUAUUCGUAUGUAUUUUACUACACUUGACAUUUGUCAUGCCAUAUUGAAGACGGUCAAAUGAGAAAGUAUUCAAAUGAAUGAUUUUAUAACCAUUAACAAAUGUUAAAAAUCAAAUCAUUAAUGAGCAAUAAAAAUAUGAACCAGUUGUUCGUUCAUUCCAUUUUACAAACUCAGAUGAAAAUUAUUUGCUCAUCUAAAUUUUGUUAAAAUUGAGGAGGGAGGAUUAACGUCAUUAUUUAUUACAUUUAUUCAUAUUUCUGUGUGGUAAUACUUAAGAUCUGUGAAUCUAGUCAAUGCAAAACAAGGUGUGAUGACGAGACAGCAAAUGAUCCCAAUAUUUCACCAUACUACUUGCAAAUUUUCUCACUUAUUAAAAACAAUUGGAAUGCCAAAUUGUGGGCUCUCAUUAGAUGGAGAAAACUUGUUAGGAUAAAGCUGCACAUACCUAAAGAGAAUGAAGUAGAUAUGUAUUCAUGGAGAGGUUUUAGCCUAGUGGUAUUAUUGCUGGAUUGUUUAUCCAGACACUCAGGCAAUGUUCUAAGGAUUCAGGUUUGAAUCUCGCCAUGGCAGAUGGUGCAACUUGAAAAUCUGGAAUUAAAAGUCUAAUGAUGACCAUGAAAAAAUUGUCAAUUGUUGUUAAAAAGCCACGUAGGUCAUUGGAAGGGAUGGAAACUGCAAUCAUUACUUCACCUGACUUACAAGUUAACAUUUAACUCACCUCCCAUGUAAGAAUGAUUUUAAAAAAUGCCCAGCUCUAAAAUCUGGCAGAAAUUACAAAGCCUCAAUGAUGUUACAAAUUCAGUCAAAAUCUAAAGAAUAUCAUGACAUUUAAUUUCUGAUUCUGUUUGAUUCACAUUUAGAAAUUUCAGGUCUGUUCAAAACUGUCUGCUAUCCAAGCAGUCUUACAUAUUUGGGUCACAUCAAUCUUUCUUAUCAACAGAAACACAAUUUAUGUUCAGUUCUUUCCUCUUAAAUAUUUAAACAUAUGAAAUGCUUAUUAAGUAUUUGUUAAAUUAAAAUUUAUUCUUUGAUAUUUACACAGGGCUUUAAUGGGUUCUGCAUUGUUUAGAAAGCAGUCUGUUUCUAUACGAAAUGUUAGUUGCAGAAUUAUCUUGUAUUGAGAAUUCAUACCGGAGGUUGGAGAAUAUCUGUGGUAUAAUUGGUCUAUGUUUUACAUCCAUGUUUGUUACUCAAUGAACUAAAGGAGCAGCUCUUUAAACGCACACUGUACUGGUACAAACAUUUUUGAAAAUUUAUUCCUCCCAGUCAGCACAAAACCUCUGAUAGGUGGUAAAAAUCCUGAUUCUCUUGUGCUAGAUCACAUAGACCACCUGUUUGUUUUCAACUGGUGGCAUUGUUUGUACUGUCUCCAACACUAUAAACUGCUGUGAUUUCUUUUUUUUUGUUCUUCAGUUGUACAGUAACAUGUUUAAUAAUACUCCUCACAGUCAAAAAUGAUUCUAGCAAAGAAUUUUUUACAUUUUAAAUAUGUAUUAUAA
Messenger RNA from Stegostoma tigrinum, 13139 nucleotides. Its product is annotated as MORC family CW-type zinc finger protein 4-like. Gene Ontology annotation, cellular component: nucleus; nucleoplasm. The transcript is spliced from 20 exons. NCBI's taxonomy places the organism in Eukaryota, Metazoa, Chordata, Chondrichthyes, Orectolobiformes, Stegostomatidae. Gene Ontology annotation, molecular function: ATP hydrolysis activity; zinc ion binding. The record is from RefSeq and is a predicted model, not a curated record. Bases 104 to 3253 code for a protein of 1049 amino acids.